Molecule: messenger RNA, 3303 nt
Organism: Suillus plorans
Lineage: Eukaryota; Fungi; Basidiomycota; Agaricomycetes; Boletales; Suillaceae
Exons: 14
Coding region: 1-3303 (1100 amino acids)
Source: RefSeq, a predicted model, not a curated record
AUGUCUACUGUGACGCUCGUGCAAUCCCAGAAUCGGACCAUGCUCCAGCAUCCUCCACCCUCAUUUCUGCAUUCAUUGCCUUCGCGGCCGGUUCAUACUCCGGAAAGACCAUCACGAAUUACAUUUUCGGCGUGCGAGCAUGGCACAUCCUCCAUGCCUCAAGAGAACCUCACACCACACUCUUCGAAGCGCAAGAAGCGCCGUCCAUACACUGUCGACUUCUUAUCUGCCUCACAGGAGUGUUUUAUUGUACCACGCUGUAACACUCGGACUGGCGUUGGUCGUGUAUCCUCCCUAAAUUGUAUGCGUGUCACACUUAUAUUCCCCGACACUCCUUUUACCUUCCGAGAUGUCACAUCGCCCUGGAACAGCAGGGCGCACCGUACUAUGGCUUCUAUCACACUAAUGGUGUCCCGGUCCUUGAGUCUUUUCUACAGGUCCACGCUUCCCUCGAGCUCUCAUUGCGUGCUGAACUUUCAGCAGGCACCAGUGAUAUUCAUUCACCUCAUCCUUGUCGACUUCGACAUUUCGGCCAGCCCUUUCUCCUUGGCUCAUUUGUUUCUUCAGCCCUACUUCACCAGCGGCGGCAUCGAAUAUCGUGAGAUCGCCUACAACAUUGUCUCUGACGCGUCCGGUUACCGCAAAACCAUCUGUCAAAUCAUCAAGGACCUCAAAAACUCAUUCGCAUGGGAACGUGUGGUGGUUGGUGAUCCUUUUGCCAGGUACAGUUUGGAUGGCGAGAAGCACUAUGCUGGCGCCCCAACUGAAGAUUUCUUGGAGGGUAUCCUUAGUCCAUGGCAAUCUCUCCUGGACCAUGCUGACGAAACCUACCUGUGGCUCUUGUGCUGCAGCGCAAUUGUCAACAACAGUGACUCGUUUGCAGGAUUGCAACGCGCAGUAGUUCAUCACAAGCUCUCUGCCACAGUCGCAUUCAAUGCUGCACGUUUUCAACCAUCUUUUGCAUCCCAUUUGCUCCUGGCAUUCACUGAACAAGUCCUUGUGGAAUGUUGCCCCAUUGGCCUCGCAUUUGGUGACAUGCUGGCGCAAGCUUACAAACUCGGUCGCCACACUGAUGUCUUCUUACUGACACCACUUGUGGGUAGUCUGAAGGUCUCCAAGUUUGUAUGGGCUGAUGUCAAGUUCCGGCCUUGGGGCGGCUUCCUGCCAAUCCAAUGCCCAAGCUGUGGGUGGACUGAUUGUUGGAGCAAUGUGUUGAAUGAGCACAAAGAUUCCUUUGUAGCAGCUAAAGGAAAUUCUGUCAUCAGGGCUCGCAUCCUCAAGACAAUCAAAGAUGCUAUAGGCAGCAGUGAAGCAGCCAAAGACCCUUGUGUCAUGCUUCCUGAGAAAAAUCUGCGCAAGGCUGUUCGUGCCUAUUAUUUGGACUUCCUGGAAGAUGAUGAGGAUCGCAAGGCAGAGGAAGAGAUUAUUGAGGGAGGAACUAAGGACACAUCUGCUCCAGAUGCUGUUACUGUAGAGAUGGUGAGACAGAGGGAAGAUGAUAAGCCUGAGGAUGCUGGGAAGUACAAGACAGAAUUCUCUGGUUUUGAUGUCGUCCAAAAAUUAUUUAAGGAUGAAUUUGCAGAAUAUGACAAGCAGCACAGAGAUACCUCCAACCCAAAGUCUAUGGGUCAGAGAACAAGAUUGGCCCGCAUGUGGCACCAGGCCAUGUCCCCUGAGGUGAAGAAGGAGCUCGAGCGAGUUACAGGAAAAUGGAACCAGGAAGGACCUCCUGCAGAUACCAAGGACAGAUACCGUACCCAUAACCAGAAAAAAAUGAUGGAGGACUUUAUGGACAUGGUCCGGAGAACCAUGAGAUUGCAUGUCGUCAUCCUUACAGCCUAUGACCGAGGUGAGGGAAAGGCUCCUGGAACUACUGUCUGGGAGACUUCACCACAAAAGGCCAAAAAACCUUUUACUCAGGCAACCAAAGACAAUCGGAAAUGGGCAGAACAUGCUCAAGAUCGUCUUGCCAACUGGCUUCUCGAAGGAGAAUAUGCCGAUGGAGAGGUUAGUGAUGGAGAGGACGACAAUGAAAAUAAUCUCCCAGAUCUGACUGUUGAGGUUGAUGAUGAUGGUUAUCCUUGCCUACCCACAGGCUUUGUAUCUCUCAAGCUCAAGCACAGGCAACAGCUUGUUCAGACUGUCUUUCAAAAGGCCUACGCUGUUAUUACCAACAAUCCCAGGGCUCUGGUGCCCUGGGGUGAGAUGUCGACCGAUUCCAAUCACUACUUUAAUUCAGGAUGCAUUCCUGAGAAUGUCGUCAUCAGGGAUCCUUCCCACCUGCAAAAGGACACGAUCACUGCAAUAUACUCCCACUGGAAAGACCAUGCUAGUCAUGACAUGCCGAUUGUACGUUUUGUUGGAUAUAGGCAAGCUGAUUUCUAUGAUGCUCGCACUAAGAAGGGAGCUGCAAAGGGCAAGUCAAGGACGAAGCCUGCCUAUGUUGAAGUCUCUUCAGAUGAGGAAGGACUCUUGAACAAGGUCACUGAUGGUAAAAGCUCUUCAGAUGAAGAUGACGUCGAGGUGGAGACUCCGACCAUUCCUGAGUCCAGCCCCAAAUACUAUCUUGCUAGGGACAUGGUCCCUUACCUCAAGUCUCUCUCUACUGUCCCUUCAUAUCAUUGUCUUCUUACUGCGGUUCAAAAGCUUCCACAAAGAACAGAUUCAAAGUCAAGGAAACAGCAUCUUCCUGUCUGGGCUUCUUGGACAUGGUCUCAGGCAUAUCUGCCUCAAGACAUCCAUGAGGAUAUGAAAACCACCUCAGUUGCCCUGGAGCAUUUGAGUAACUACCAGUUCGAUUCUCGUGGAUGGGGCAUGGUUGUGGCCCUGGGACUUAGACUCCUACUUCGUCAGUGUCGUCGUGCUCAGGAGUAUGAAGCCAACAAAGCUGGAGAUGAUGUACCUAACUACUUGGGUAACUCUAUCUUGGGCAUCCAGAUGGGCAACCAGACUGAGGAAAAGGUUGUAGAGAUAGGGGCAGAAGUUGAAGCCAUGCUGAAAGAUGAGAGCCUGGGGUUGUCUAUUGUGAGGAAAGACAUUGAGAAGAGGUGUUCAGAGAAGAAAAGGAAGUUGAAGGAGAAAAGGAGAGUCGAGGAGGAGAAGAGGGUUGAGGAAGAAGAAAGAUUGGCUAAGGAAGCAAGCAAGGUGGACAAGAGGGUAAGGAAAUCCAAUGCUAAAGGGAAGGGUAAGAGGCCUGCUGCAGAUGUGGAGGAACCAUCCAAGAAAAAAAUGAAAGCUUCCCCUUCUGAUCCAUCUUGUUGUUCUGCCAGAGACAAAGCACCUCCAAAGAAGUACAAUGUUUGA